Rhagoletis pomonella (apple maggot) is the source of this 603-nucleotide messenger RNA. Its product is annotated as adipokinetic hormone-like. Gene Ontology annotation, molecular function: hormone activity. Gene Ontology annotation, cellular component: extracellular region. NCBI's taxonomy places the organism in Eukaryota, Metazoa, Arthropoda, Insecta, Diptera, Tephritidae. The coding region runs from base 82 to 339 and encodes 85 amino acids. The transcript is spliced from 3 exons. The record is from RefSeq and is a predicted model, not a curated record.
CGGCGGCUGUAUGUUGGUUGUUUCUUAUAAAAACCGACAUAAAACCCAGAUGACCAAGCAUCACUCAGCACAGUUCCGAAGAUGUUCUCAACGCGCACACAACUUUUCGCAGCUCUAUGCUUGCUAGUCUUGGCUGUGGCCCACUGUCAGCUAACCUUCUCACCGGAUUGGGGUAAACGUUCAGUGGUCGGCAGUGGUAGUGUGGGUAGCGGCGCGGCUGGCUUCUUCGAUGCGCAGCCUAGUGGAAAUUGUAAGACUUCGAAUGAGAUGCUGUUGGAAAUAUUUCGCUUUGUGCAGGCAGAGGCGCAACUCUUCCUUGACUGCAAGCAUCGAGAAUAGGCGCUGUGCUUUAGUUUGACAGCAUAAGUCAGCGCUUUAAUAAUUAUCUAUGUUUAUUCCUUAUUGAAUAUUUGAUCAAUCGUUAAUUUGGGGUAGUCGGCAUUAGUUUUAGAUGUAUUUUGUUUAUAAAGCGUUUAAAAUGCUAUAUAAUUCUAACAAAAAAAAAGAUUUAAAUAAGUAAUAUCAAUAAAUGUAUACUUCUGAAGAGAUUAAAAAUCAGUACUAUCAAUAAAAUAUUCAUGUAUGCAUGUCAAUAGAAAUUUA